Messenger RNA from Trematosphaeria pertusa, 1386 nucleotides. Its product is annotated as alpha/beta-hydrolase. Bases 103 to 1179 code for a protein of 358 amino acids. NCBI's taxonomy places the organism in Eukaryota, Fungi, Ascomycota, Dothideomycetes, Pleosporales, Trematosphaeriaceae. The transcript has a single exon. The record is from RefSeq and is a predicted model, not a curated record. Gene Ontology annotation, molecular function: hydrolase activity.
ACCUCUUCAAUCUCACACAAUAUAAGUGCUCAACCCGUCCAGCAACAACGGCUAUUCAACAAUUCAAUUCAAUUCAGCACCACCCCAUUAGAGCAACCCAACAUGUGCGACUUCUCUCACUACGGCGGCCCCUCAGAAGAAUGGCUCGCGCUAGAAAAAACACUCCCGACAACAACCUUCGACACUUCGCUCCCUCCCUCGGUGCUCAAGCGCACCGUCAACGGGACGCGCGAGCAAGCUUCUGCCGAGGCAAUGCAGACGCUCGGCCCGCAGCUCCAGAUCCAAACCUUUUCCAUCGGCACGCGCGACGGCGCGGCCAUCCAGGCACGCAGCUACCGCCCCAAGUCCAAGCCUGCGGCGGACAAACUGCCCGUGUAUUUGUACUUCCACGGCGGGGGAUUUAUCUUCGGUAGCUUGGAGAGCGAGGACGCGACGUGUGCGCAGAUAGCGCUGCGGACGGGCGUUGUGGUGCUGAAUGUGAAUUAUCGGCAUACGCCUGAGCAUACUUACCCCAUCGCAUGGGAAGACGCGCAGGACGCGUUCGCGUGGCUGCAUCAGAACAUCGAUAAGCUUGGCGCUGACCCGGCGAAGGUCGUGGUGGGCGGCGUAUCGGCGGGCGGGCAGCUCACGGCGAGUUUGGUGCUGGAUAAGCAUCUGGACAAGAGCGAGGUGCUGAAGGGGCUCCCUGAGAUCGCGGGCCAGGUGCUCAUCAUACCGUGCGUGGCGUCGCCGGACACGUAUGCCGAGGGCCCGCUCAAGAAGAUGAAGAGCCCUGAAAUCUCGUCGUACGUUGAGAACGAAUUCGCGCCUAUUCUGUCGAAGAAAACUGUCGAGUACUUCACUUCGUAUCUUAAAACGGGGAUCCCUGAACUCAAAGACACUAAGCUCAACAUUGUGAACGCGAGUCCCGAGGAAGUGAAGGGGCUCCCGCCAACGGUGUUUGGUAUUGCGGGCAUGGAUCCGCUUAGGGACGAGGCGCUGUUGUAUGCGAAAAUGCUGGCGGAAGAGGCGAGCGUGCCGACCGAGGUCAGGCUGUUUAAGGGGGUGCCGCAUGGGUUUAGGAGGUUUGGGAAAGGUUUGAAAGCGGCGGCAGAGUGGGAUAAGUGCGUCGAGGAGGGGAUUAUGUGGUGUUUGGGGAAGCCGGCUGCUAGUGGGAAGUUUGAGGUGAGAGUUGUUUAGUGAAUCAAUGGGAUGCAUGGGAUGGUAAGCGGCAGCUUUGGUGUUGUUUUCUGUCUCGGUCACGGGAUGUUGUUGGUAGACCGGUACGUGGUGUGGGAAUGUUGUAAGUCUUCCCGGUGGCUAAACUUGCGCUCACGAAAUAUAGAUACUAGACUUUCCUCCUCUUCUCCAUUCCACUAUUGCACGGGUUUGACACAUGGUAACUAG